Messenger RNA from Schizosaccharomyces osmophilus, 3648 nucleotides. It is a transcript of the gene knd1, whose product is annotated as Cullin-associated NEDD8-dissociated protein Knd1. The coding region runs from base 1 to 3648 and encodes 1215 amino acids. The transcript is spliced from 2 exons. NCBI's taxonomy places the organism in Eukaryota, Fungi, Ascomycota, Schizosaccharomycetes, Schizosaccharomycetales, Schizosaccharomycetaceae. Gene Ontology annotation, cellular component: nucleus. Gene Ontology annotation, biological process: SCF complex assembly; protein ubiquitination. The record is from RefSeq and is a predicted model, not a curated record.
AUGGCGGAGGAUAGACUGCUUCAAAAAUAUUUACAAAGUUCCGACAAGGACUUACGCUACAUGGCAUUGAGUGACUUGGGAAAUAAAAUCAGUAGUGAAAAGCGUUCAAACAUUGCGGAAACAUUUUCCAGUCAAAAUUUUAUAGUCACUCUAAUUCAAGCUUUGAAAGACCCUGCUCCUGAGGUACAACAAGAAGCUGCACAAUGUGUUUCAUCAGUGUCUAUAAAAAUUUCUGAUCAAACAUUGGAAUACUUAGUUGAUCAACUCUUAAUUGAGUACUCAAAAAGCUAUGAAAAGAAUUAUAUAGCUGCAUUGUGGAUGAUUCUGUCUCAAGCAGAUGCACAAUCCAGUUUGACCCUUUUGUAUCAUACAAAAAUAUAUCCCAGAAUCAUUGAUUUAUUAGAAACUCAGAAUACCGAUUCGGAGGAAUCUUUAAGCCUUUUAUCACUUGCAAAUGACUCAAUGGAACUUUACACUUCAUCGCUUUCAGCUUUGUCAACCAAUGUUGCAUCUGCUUCUUUCCAGAUAUUCCAAAACUACAGUAACAAUUCUGCGCGUGUCUCAAUAUCGAAGAAGUCUAUAAACUGUGUGUGCAUAUUAUCCAUUUAUGGGCCUGAACAAUGUUUAAAUACACUUCUUCAUAUUUUGAAGGAGCAAUUGAUGGAUAAACCAUCCAAAUCCAAUCUGCAUACAUCCGUUCUUUUACUUAACCAAUUGUUUAUUACAUCAGCAAACAGCUCUUCGGAACAUUCGAAUAAGUUUUCCGCAUCUGCGCCAGGUUAUCUUCCAGUUAUAUUAAAUUUAUUAAAGGAUGAUUAUGAUUCUUUCGACACUGUACAAUUACUGCUGAAUACUCUAUCGCUUUUGGUAAAAUCUCAAAAUUCUAUUGUUGAAAAUACAUGUAAAGAAUUGAUCAGUAUUUUGAAGGAAAAGAUUCAAUUUGACCCCAAUAUCGUUUCAGAUGUUUCAGAUGAGGAAGGUAUGGAAGAUUUUGACGACGAAGAAGAUUUUGGAAGUAUGUACGAAGAUGAAGAAGACAGUGCAUGGUUGAUUAGAAGGGAGGCAAUCUCAGUUGCCUCCUCGUUAGUAACUUUUCAUGUCGAACUGCUAAGUGUCUUAUGGGAGGAUUUCGGAGAAUUUAUUGUUAAAGCUCUGUCUGACAGAGAAGAAAAUGUUAAAGCUUCUGCAAUCGGAUUUCUCGAGUUAUUUUGCGAUCAAAUAUCUGUUUGGAAAUUAGAAAAUUCUAAGCCUAAGGGAAAAAGGAAAUUUUCAGAGCUUUCAUCGCUUUCGAACAGUACACCCGAUGAGAUUUUUGCAAAAUCACUUCCUUCUUUAUGUACUUAUUAUCAAAAGUUAUCAAAAAAAUCACCAUUGUCAGUCAAAAUUGGUUUGGUUAAUUUAGCAUCUCACAUUUUCCGGACGGUCCCAGAUAAGCUCGAUAACCAUUUUGUUGGAUUAAUGUCAAUUUUAGAUUCCUUUCAAAAUUAUAAAACAUUGGAAUUAAGAGUGAAGCUCGAUGUCGUGAACUUAAUUUCUGUGAUCGUUUCCUCGAAUGUAAAGCCUGAAUUUCUGGAAAAGCUUCAACCCUUAGUAACAUCUCUCCUGAUUUCGGCUUCUCAAGAUAAAUAUCUCGAACUAGUCUUCAAAGCUAUUCAAGCAGAAAUACUUCAAUGUGAAUACUACGCACGUGUUGCUCCUAACGUUCUUCGGGAUGAAAUAUUGCAAAUGGUGAACGCUAACAUAGAACUUCUUUCGUCAAGGAACCUGGAUCAACGUAUCAGGAUAUCAUUAAUCAAAUUUAUAACAAAAACAAUAAUUUAUUACCAAGGUCUCAUAUCCUCGGAGUUCUUGUACUCCCUGGUUUCACUUUUAGCAGACAAAAUUGAUGAGGAACCUACUCGCCUUCAAGCUGCGAGUGCUCUUACUGAAAUAUUUUCAAAGUCCAGAAGUCUCGAUCUGCUAAAAGAAAAUCAAAAAACAUUAUUACAAAAGAUCCUCGCCUCUUGCGUUCUAUACGCAAAGAAAGCUGAUUUGUCACUUGUUAUUAAUAGUUUACGUUUAUUGCGAGUUGUACUUUCAACUUUGCCUUACAUUCUCGCAGAAGAUAAGACGAAUGAAUUGACUGAAUUCUUAAUUCACUUGGAAUUAUUAGAACCUGAAGCUAUUAUCGCAAAAUACGAUUGCCUAUUGGAGAUACCCAUUGAAUAUUUGAAGAAUUAUCGUGGCACCAUAUUAUCGGGUUUCAUUUCAUUUUUAGAACAUAAAGAGAUUCCGGAAAAUUCAGAUUUCAUUGAAUCUUCUGUGAAACUGGCAUAUAAGAUUCUUGACAAGGAACCAGUUGCCGAAUUUAUUAACCAACUAGGCACAUUUGAAAAAUCAUUGCAAGAAUCUUUUGUCAUCGGUUUAAUAGCAAAUAGACUCACAGUAUUAUCUGCAAAUACUGGCAUUUCGCAAAGGGUAUUUGACGAUUUGCAGAGCCCUAAAUCAGAAAAACGUCGAAAGAUAUUCUGUAUCUGCUUUGUUGCUUCGAUGGUGUUUUCCGAAAACAAUCAGAAUAUAGGAAGCUACUUUGAAGCCUUAACGAAUCAACUAAAUUCACCUAAUGAAGAGAUAACCCAAGCUGCGGCAUUAGGAGUUGGAAAACUGGCUACGAAAGAUGAAUUUUUGGUUCAAACGUUAUGUACAUUAUAUGACUCGGAUACUUAUUCUCGGGACCUUUUGUUAACAUCUUUCAUAAAUGUUUUAAAAAUUCAAUUGAAAGCAGAGACUGCCGAAAACAUAUGGACUACUGUAUGUCGGUAUUUAGGAGAUGAAAACGUUGCUAAACUGCAUGUUUCAGAAUGUUUAGGAUUACUUUUACUACAAGAUUCUGUCAACCUAUACCCUAAACUUUUGGAGCUUUCAGAAAAAGACACAUCUGAGUCAAAAAUGCAAGCUUUAAGCAUUCUUCGGUUUAGCCUUUCUUAUCAACAUCGAAAAUGGCGUAGUGCAGAGAAAACAACCUUUUUGAGUGUUUAUAAACUAUUUAGUGAUUCGGAUGUUCAUGUUCGCGAAGAAGCCCUGCAGCUAUUACUGACCGCAAUCAGAAAUAAGCCUAAGUAUAUUGAAGAAAUAUUUACUGAUCUUAUAUCUGCUUUAUACUCUAAAUCAUCUGUGGACCCUAAUAAUAUACGAACUGUACAAAUGGGACCUUUUCAACAUAAAGUUGAUGAUUGUCUGCUACAAAGACAACUCGUUUUUGAAAUUGUGUACUCUUUACUCGAGUUUCCAGAGUCGAAAAACAAGAUAGAUAUAUUAAUGCAAAUUAUUUCGAUGGGACUUGAGGAUGAACAGUACAUUAAUUUGCUUUCUAUCUCCAUUUUAGAGAAAUUGAUCGAUGUCAGUUCGUUGGAAGUAUUUCAACGACUAAAUCUUGUACUAGAACCAUUGAAGAUUAUUCUGAAAAAACAAUCGACUGAGAAAUCGCUAAAGACGGAUUCGGAUAAUAUUCAUGAUUUGGUUCGUGCUGCGCUAAGAGUUGUGAUCUCUAUGAAAGCAAAAUACAACAGUCCGGAAGUUUUGGCUUUAGACAACGAGACUAGGAAAGGUCCGUAUGCUCUAGAGUACUUGAAUGUGGAAAAUGAAUUGAAAGGCCUAAAGAUCGUAUAA